AUGUCAUCAACAGAUUCCUUUUUAUAUCACAUCAAUUCCGAAAAACAAAUUAUUGAAAUUUCAAUUCAAUGGAACAACCGAACAAUACAGAGUAAUCACGCCAUAAAAUUAUGUUACAAUAAUAAUUAUAAGAAGAAUUUACUUGAAAAUGCUAACGUUCUAAUUUGGAAUCUAAGAGCUAAUAAGUACUUUUUUAAAUACCCAGCAACUGAACCUUUGAAGCUUUCUUACACACUUAGUAGUAUGCCAAGUAGUACAGUAGAUAUUGUUGCUCGAUAUAAUACAUCCAGUAUUCAGAUUACUAACAGACAAAUUACUCAAAAAGAUGUUGUAGAUCAAGAGUAUGAUAUUUCUCGUUUACCUAUCGGUGAUCACACAAUUAUUUUGAAAAUUUCCACUUCCGAUGAAUAUUUUGGAAGACCCUUAAGUUUCACAAUUGGACAUUCACCACAAAUUAAUCUGUCUGAUAUAGAACUUACUCCAUUAGAAUAUAGAGAGGGCAAUGGAGGUUACCCUUUAAUGCAGUUUUCAGUUAUCGUAUCAAUUCCAGAAAAGUCAGCAACAGUUACAUUAUACCUUUACUUCAAUAAUUAUGGAGAUUAUUUAGCGUACGUUAAUGCUCAAAUCCAAAAUUAUACAAGAAUUAUCCCAAGUUCUACCCGUUUAGACAAUAGAUAUUUACUAGAUGGCACUAAUUAUAUUAACUUUUAUGCAACAUAUAAUGGUCAUUUUAGCGAGACAAUCAAUACUUCAUUUUUAUACUUUUUUAAUAAACCAAUUCUCAAUAUCACCACUCCUGACAAUCAAACGUUCAAAAAGAAUGAUAAUACAGAAUUUAAUAUGGAAGGAACAAUGAAAUGUGAUUAUGAAUGUCAUAAUGUUAGCAUUUUCUAUCAAUUUGAUGAUUAUGAAGUUAAUACAAUAAUAAAUAAUUUUCCGAUGGAACUAAAUAAAGCUAUUGAAGAUAGUUAUCCUGUCGAAUUCCCAUCAGAUAUGACAGAAGGUAACAAUCAUUCUUUUAGAAUAUGGGUAACAGACUUUAACAACAGAACGUCAAUAGUCACAAAAACUUUUCUUAUUUAUUCGAUAUUCCUAAAAUUGAAGUUUCACAAGCGCCUAAAGAGUCAUACACUGAUUUUGUUGAUGAUAUCAUCAAUGUCACAGGAUUUGUUUCACAUCCUUACCACACUGGCCAACUUUCUGUUUUAUACAUGUUUGAUGAUGAAUUAA
Trichomonas vaginalis G3 is the source of this 1230-nucleotide messenger RNA. RefSeq lists its product as uncharacterized. The record is from RefSeq and is a predicted model, not a curated record. The transcript has a single exon. Bases 1 to 1230 code for a protein of 409 amino acids. NCBI's taxonomy places the organism in Eukaryota, Parabasalia, Trichomonadida, Trichomonadidae.